AUGGCAUCUUCAGAUAUUUUUGAUGUACUGAAUAUUCAGCAAAAAUCGAAGAGUCCUACUGAAAGGACAUCUUCUCCAUCUCCUGCAUUGAUGGGUAAAAAUGCUAGUAAACCUCAAGUUACUGGUAUGCAAAGAGAAUUAUACAACUUAUUAGGAGAAAAUCAACCACCUAUUAUGGUUCAAGCCAAUAAUCGUUUUAAAGAAAAGAUUAAUAUUAAUGUCAAGCCUUCUCCUUGGACCCUGGCAGAAUUUCAGGCAACUCCCACUUUAAAGUUUAAGCAUUGGGUUAAAGGUUCAAGGGAAUUAUUAGGUGAUGAUAUUCCGGAAUCUUCAUAUACUAAAUAUAACAAGCAUCUAACUAUCCCAUCAUUCACGAAGGAAGAAUAUGAUGUUUUUAUGGAACCCAAAACUGAAACAACAAGUAUAGUUGUAAGUGCAAAUUCAGUAUCAAAUGAAGAAGAAAAUAAACAAGAUGAUGGUGGGGAAGCAAAAAAGGUGGAAACUUCUGAUCUAAGUGAUGAUACAAAGGAUGCAGAUGCAAAAAUCCCUGUUGGUACUGAUGAUGAAAAGAAGCCAUCAGAGACUGUAGAAGAAGUUGAGUUAAAAAAAAAUAAUAAUUGGGAAUUUGAAGAAGUGGAUUAUUUAUUUGGCUUAUGCAAAAAAUAUGACAUGAAAUGGCCAGUGAUACAUGACAGGUAUACUUAUAAUGAAAGUAGAACCAUUGAUGAUCUAAAAGAGGAAUUUUAUAAAGUUUGUCAACAUUAUUUUAGAAAUAAAAAAGCAGAUGAUCCCCUAUUAGCAAGCUUAAAUUUUCCAAAAGAGAAAGAACUAGAGAGAAAAAAAUACUUGGAAAGAUUGCUAGCUCGUUCUGCAGCAGAAAUUGCAGAAGAAGAAGCCUUGAUCAUAGAAUCAAGAAAAUUCGAGAUGGCGGCAAAGAAAACAUUAAAUGAAAGGGAAAACUUAUUAAGACUUCUAGAUUCUCCAAACUCCAAUCAUUCAGUAGGACAAUUUUUGACUUCUCAUGGAAUUUCACAACUCUAUAACAGUCUGUUAUCCGAUAAAUCGAGAAAGAGAAAGCACACCACUACGGUUCCAGAAAAUCCAUGGAUGAAGCAGCAAGAGCAGUUUGCACAACAAAGACAAAGAUUGCAACAAAUGCAUGGCAAUAAACAAUUACUUCAACAACAACAGCAGCAGCAGCAACAGGAACUACAGCAACAGCUACCGCCACAAUCACAACAAUCACAGCAACUACAGCAACUUCAACAACUUCAAAAUCAAAUCUUGGAAAACUCUGAUUCAGUAUCACCAAGGAAGACAAAAAAACAAAAGUUAGAGAUGCAAACAGCAAUGAAGAGAAAAGCAGAAAGUGCAUAUGCAGAACAAUUAUUACAAAAUUUCAAUAAGGAAGAGAAAAAUUCAUUAGGUGUAAAAGCUCAUGGGGAGAAACUAUUACCAGGACCAUAUAUGAGAUCGACCAAAAUAUCCACAUUUAAACCAGCACUUCAAAAUAAAGUGAAUACGACAAUGCAAGAAUUAGGAUUACCAAUAAGACCUGCAAUGUUAACCUCUAAUGUACUAGAAAAACACGAAGAAUUAUUACAAAGAAUUGUAACAUUAACAGAUUUAAAGAAACAUUUAGAUAAACUAGAGGCAGAAAAGGCUAUCACAAAAUAA
Molecule: messenger RNA, 1677 nt
Organism: Vanderwaltozyma polyspora DSM 70294
Lineage: Eukaryota; Fungi; Ascomycota; Saccharomycetes; Saccharomycetales; Saccharomycetaceae
Gene: SWC4
Product: Swc4p
Exons: 1
Coding region: 1-1677 (558 amino acids)
Biological process (GO): negative regulation of transcription by RNA polymerase II; DNA repair; chromatin remodeling
Cellular component (GO): Swr1 complex; NuA4 histone acetyltransferase complex
Molecular function (GO): transcription corepressor activity
Source: RefSeq, a predicted model, not a curated record